AUGAAAGACUCUCCCUCAAAGGAGAUUUACAUACCAACCUCAGCAGACACCCCUUUCCCGCGACUAGAGUAUUUGAGGAUACAUGAGGUCUACGAGGACCUCCUGAUCAAGCACAUCACCAGUACAUGGAAAAUGCGGGUGCUGCGUGUGUUGUCCAUAACCGGUUCGUCGCCUCUGCAGUGGACACGAAUACUAGAAGAAUCCAAGGAUACAUUACAGGUCGUGGAGCUCAUAAUACCCUUUAAACCCCACGAACGGCCCACCCCUAUCAAAUUGCCACACUUGACCUCGCUCUUUAUGGGACUCUCAACCAGAGACGACCCCAAAGCCAGUGCUGCUAUAUGGACAGACGUUAUUGAAGCUCCCGGCCUGAAAACCCUAGGCUGGUCGCGAAUUUUACAGAACCACACCAAUUUCUGGACCUUUGUCGAACGAGCCAUCACUCGUUAUCCCAAAGUUUCGACAAUCCGCCUUGUCGGCCAUACCCCGACUGGUCUCAAUACGCAGUUUGCGCAGAGUCGAUUGGCGGGUGUAUGGCUGAGGAGCGGUCUGCUCAUCGAGGCUUACCGGUCGCUCUUUUUCAAGCAAUACAGAGUUGACGACGAACAUCAUAUAGUGGAGGCUUAG
Serendipita indica DSM 11827 is the source of this 627-nucleotide messenger RNA. The record is from the annotation of a GenBank genome assembly. NCBI's taxonomy places the organism in Eukaryota, Fungi, Basidiomycota, Agaricomycetes, Sebacinales, Serendipitaceae.